Periophthalmus magnuspinnatus is the source of this 724-nucleotide messenger RNA. RefSeq names its product C-C motif chemokine 21-like. The record is from RefSeq and is a predicted model, not a curated record. Gene Ontology annotation, cellular component: extracellular region. Gene Ontology annotation, biological process: cellular response to interleukin-1; G protein-coupled receptor signaling pathway; lymphocyte chemotaxis. NCBI's taxonomy places the organism in Eukaryota, Metazoa, Chordata, Actinopteri, Gobiiformes, Gobiidae. The coding region runs from base 328 to 609 and encodes 93 amino acids. Gene Ontology annotation, molecular function: CCR chemokine receptor binding; chemokine activity. The transcript is spliced from 3 exons.
GCCCUACCCUGAAUCACUCCAGGGUCCGGGCAGGUAUGGCACGGUUAACCCUCUCUUGGGUGAGUGCCAGUUGCUCCUAUUUCCAGUCAGUGAGCUACACUUUCACUUUCUCUUCACCUGUAUAAAAGAAGUCGGCAUCAGCCCAGAGGUUCAGAGACACUUCACCACAGCAAACUCUACCACCUUAAUCUGAUUACCACCAGCCUGCCACACCAGCCCAAGACACCAGCCUGCCAACUACGUUCACCAGCCUACAACAGCCAGCCUCCCACCACCACUGCCAGUCAACCUUAACCAUCUCCAGUCCACACCCUCCAGAGCAGACAGAUGGAUCCAAAAGUGUGUGUGCUGCUCCUGCUGCUGUGUGCUGCUCUCUGCUCAGCGGAGGUUGCUCAGGACUGUUGUCUCAGGGUGGCUCAGCAGCGUCUGCCUGCGGGACGUAUCCAGAGCUACAAGGUGCAGGAAGCUGGGAGAGGCUGUGACAUCAGCGCCACUGUGGCCCAGAUGAAAGGAGGCAAACACCUGUGCCUGCCCCACCCAGAGGGACACCUAUGGGUGCAGAGAGUCAUGAAAAUGGUGGAUCAGAGAGAGGAGAAUCAGCAGCAGUAGACUCACUUGUGUGAGCUCUGUGCUCUGUUGUAAAUGUAUACUACCUCUACUACCUAGAUACUGUGUAUUUUGAGUCUGAAACUGGCCUGCCUAACUUUUUUUUAUUAAAUAAACU